Molecule: messenger RNA, 1767 nt
Organism: Papaver somniferum (opium poppy)
Lineage: Eukaryota; Viridiplantae; Streptophyta; Magnoliopsida; Ranunculales; Papaveraceae
Product: pentatricopeptide repeat-containing protein At1g62930, chloroplastic-like
Exons: 1
Coding region: 1-1767 (588 amino acids)
Molecular function (GO): protein binding
Source: RefSeq, a predicted model, not a curated record
AUGAUUUUAAAUAAAAGAUUACUGCAGCUUCAUACGAGUGUCAUCCAAAAUCGUUAUCGUUUUAAUCAGCAACAUAAUUAUGAAAUAUUUGUGAGGAAUUAUUAUGGUUCAGGAUCUCACAUAUCAAAACUUGAGCGUUUUGUGAGGGAUGAGUGUAAAUCCGGAAGGAUCAAGAAGCUUGAUGAUGGUUUGAGAUAUUUUGAUCAGUUGAUAUCAGAAAGGCCAUUACCAUCUAUUGAUACGUUUAAUCAUGUAUUGGGAUCAUUAUCUAAAAUCAAAUGUUAUUCAGAUGUCAUUUUGUUGUAUAAGAAGAUGAAUUUUGUUUGGAUAAAACCUGAUUUGUGUGCACUCAACAUUUUGAUUAAUUGCUGUUGUCAGUUGGGAAAAGUUGAUCAUGGGUUCUGUUUGCUUGGAGAGAUGAUAAAGAGAGGUUAUCAACCUAAUUCUGUUACAUGUAAUACUCUUAUACAUGGUCUGUGUAAAACUGGUCAAGUGGGUCGUGCUCUGCAGUUAAAAAACAACAUGUUGAAAUGGAAUUGCAGACCCGAUGUUUUCUCAUAUAAUGCCAUUAUAGAUACUCUUUGUAAAGGAGGUUUACUUGAUCAAGCUUUGGUUCUCUUCACUGAAAUGCUUCACGAUUCCAAUGUUGUACCCGAUGUGGUUGCUUACACUAUUCUGAUUACCGGGUUUGGCAAUUCCGGCCGGCUGAAGGAAGCAAAGAGCUUCUUUGACGAGAUGGUUAGUAGAGGAAUCUCUGGGAAUAUAUUAACUUAUAAUUCUAUGAUUCAUGCCCAUUGUGUCCAUGGUCAACAGGAAGAAGCAAGAAGAUAUUUUGAUGAAAUGAUGGAUCGAGGGAUUUCACCAGAUACAAUAACUUUUAAUAUCUUAAUAGAUUCACAUUGGAAAGAUGGGAUUACGGAAGAUGCUUGGGGGUCAUUCAAACUAAUGGACAAGUUAAACAUCCCACCUGAUCAGAUUACUUAUAGUUCAAUGAUUGAUGGUUUGUGUUUGGUAGGUCGGUUGCAAGAGGCAGUUAAACUGUUUGACUCAAUGAUGGAUAGGGGCUUAGAGCCAAAUGAGUUCAACUACAAUGUGUUAAUCGAUGGGUAUUGCAAGAAUCGUAAGUUACAUGAAGCUAUGCAGCUAUUCAAGAAAAUGAAACAAAAUGGAUUGAAACCCACCGUAGUUACUUACAGUAUACUAUUAAGGGGACUAUACCGGGAUGGAAGAAUUAGGACCGCAAAGAAUUUGUUUAAUGAGAUGCAAACUUUUGGUUUAUCUCUCGAUGAAGUUACAUAUGGUACAAUGUUGGAUGGACUUUGCAAGAAUGGAGAAAUUGAAGACGCAGUAGACUUGUUUGCAUCCCUGGAGGAUACAAGUAUCUCAGCUAAUGUUGAAAUGCAUAAUAUUCUUAUUCAGGGUUUUUGUCGGGCUGGCAAUUUGGAAGAUGCAAGGAAACUGUUUGAUGAGAUCCCAAGAAAAGGAUUGGUGCCUAGUGUAGUAACAUAUACCACGAUGAUUGAUAGCCUCUUUCGAAGCAAGAUGUUAUCAGAAGCUAACAAACUAAUCCUCGAAAUGGAAGAGAAGGGUUGUUUCCCAGAUGUUAUAACAUAUAAUACCAUCAUUAAGGGUUUUCUUACAACAAAGGAGACUGACAAGGCAUUGCAAUUUCUUACUAAGAUGCGUGAAAGAGAAUUCGUACCAAGUGAUUCUGUUGUUUCUUUGUUGACAAAAACUCUCUCGGCAGAUGAGCUAAAAAAUUUCUAG